AUGCAGCCAUACUAUGCGCUCUCGUACAACCCAGCUGAAAAUGCUUUCUUGCUUACUAGCCGCUCACACAAUAAGGAACAGUUAAAUAAGCGAUUUAUCGUGCAGGUCGCAAGAGAUUCUGAUGGAAAUACAGAAGCGCCAGUUAAUCGCUCUCCUGGAAUCGCUGCUGUAUGGGUUGCGCGCAACCGUUACGCUGUACUCGAUAAGAAUCAGCAAAUCUCCUUGCGCGACCUCUCCAACAAGGAAGUUCGUAAAGUGGAAAUGAAUGUACCCGUCGAUGACCUAUUCUACGCAGGAACUGGCGUUCUUUUGUUGAGGAAUGAGGAGGGCCUGCAGUUGUUUGAUGUUCAACAAAAACGAGUCAUGGCACAUGUGAAAGCUAGCAAAGUACGAUAUGUCAUCUGGUCAAAGAACAUGGAGUAUGCAGCAUUGCUUUCGAAGCAUACGCUCACACUCAUCAAUCGAAAGCUCGAGGUGUUGUGCACUCAACAAGAAUCUACGCGCGUGAAGAGUGGAGCUUGGGAUGAUGAAGGCAUUUUCCUCUACACCACCAGCAAUCACAUCAAAUACGCGCUCACCGCUGGAGAUUGUGGAAUUGUUCGUACUCUCGAUCUUCCUCUAUACAUUCUUGCAGUCUUGAACAUGGUGAAAAGCUCGACCCUUGUUGGACAGUCUAUCAUCAGUUAUUUGGAGAAGAAAGGUUACCCAGAGAUUGCUUUACAUUUCGUCAAAGACGAGCGCACUAGGUUCGGCCUUGCUUUGGAAUGUGGAAAUCUUGAUGCAGCUCUGGAGGCGGCAAAGGUGUGA
Messenger RNA from Cylicostephanus goldi, 807 nucleotides. NCBI's taxonomy places the organism in Eukaryota, Metazoa, Nematoda, Chromadorea, Rhabditida, Strongylidae. The record is from the annotation of a GenBank genome assembly.